Lasiosphaeria miniovina is the source of this 699-nucleotide messenger RNA. RefSeq lists its product as uncharacterized. The record is from RefSeq and is a predicted model, not a curated record. The transcript has a single exon. NCBI's taxonomy places the organism in Eukaryota, Fungi, Ascomycota, Sordariomycetes, Sordariales, Lasiosphaeriaceae. Bases 85 to 624 code for a protein of 179 amino acids.
AGCCGAUGCGAUGUCGGUCAUGGGAUGAGUUUAGGACAUAAAUACGGGGUAGAUGAGGCGAUAAAUGAGCAUAAAUGAGCACGGAUGAACGGCAUGGAAACUUUUGUUUUGGACUAUUGGCUGGAUAGAGAGAUUCAGUGGUGGACGAGAGUGGGGAACGUGACCAUUACGUUGGAUUUUUCUGUCUGUUUUGUUUUUCACUUCUCGUCUUAUUCUUUUUGCAUGGAAAAUCAUUGGCUGGAUCGGGCGCGACCUUUGAUCUUUGUAUGGGUUCUCCAUUGUUUUCCUCCUCGAGGAUUGUCUUGCAUAGCGCGAAAGCUGAUAUUUUUAUCACAAUGGGUUGCAGCACUUUGGGCGGCGAAAUUGUGCUUUCUAGUUUUAGAAGGUGAGCAUUUUUGUCCCUACCUAUGUAUCUAUGCGUUCCUGCUCGCUACCGGGUUUGCCUGGGGGUUUGCAAAGUUCGUGAAUGACGCUUAUCAUGCGAUAGUCAAGCUGUGUCUUGACAGUUUACCGUACUCUGGUGUGGUGUUGCUCUAUUCGGUAUUCCGUACUUGUCACUUCUUUCGAAACGGUGCUAGUACGGUAUAUGGCAUUUCUUCCCAACAGCUUGGCGGCGAUAGAUAACUUUCGGUGUUUUUGUUUUUUUGAGGGGUUCGUUGUCUAGACCCCCAAUGCUUGGUACCUACCUUAGCUCCCCCC